Cucurbita maxima (winter squash) is the source of this 1640-nucleotide messenger RNA. Its product is annotated as cyclin-D3-1-like. Gene Ontology annotation, cellular component: cytoplasm; nucleus; cyclin-dependent protein kinase holoenzyme complex. The record is from RefSeq and is a predicted model, not a curated record. Bases 375 to 1469 code for a protein of 364 amino acids. Gene Ontology annotation, biological process: regulation of cyclin-dependent protein serine/threonine kinase activity; mitotic cell cycle phase transition. NCBI's taxonomy places the organism in Eukaryota, Viridiplantae, Streptophyta, Magnoliopsida, Cucurbitales, Cucurbitaceae. The transcript has 4 exons. Gene Ontology annotation, molecular function: cyclin-dependent protein serine/threonine kinase regulator activity.
UUUAGAAUCAAGUUUGAUUAAUGGUAUGGACAGUGGAGCCCGAGUUGUAUGCUAUAAAUUCUGCAAAGAGAAGCCUGUCGGGUUUUUAAAGCAGUCCAUUCAAAAUUUAACCAUUUUUGUACUCUCAAGCACAAAAGAGGGGAAAAAACGAAGGACCCGUGAUCUUAACUCCUUUUCUACGUUGAUAAAUCAACCCUCCCUCGGAAACUUAUGUGCCUAAUGAAACCUUUUUUCCUCUGAUGAACAUUAAUUCAGCGUUGAAUAAGGAUUGAUGAUAUGCAACGCAGUGGUUGUGGACCGGCUUGGCUUGGCCCACAAGGACAUUGUAUAGGAGUGUCACAUGUCGAUUGAUUAUGCUGCAUGGCCCAUGAUUUAUGUCUGCUGAUUAUAAGCACCAGAGGCUCCCAAAUCAGAAGCAUAAACCUCACCCCAACAAAACAUGCGAAGAAAUGAGGCACUAUACGAUGGCGAGACGGCAUUGUUACCCAAUAUCCAUUCUACAUUCAUCAAGUUCAGGUCACCAAGACGCUUCAUUUCUUCUUGAUUCCCUGUUUUGCUUGGAGGAAGAGAUUGGGGAUGGCCUUAUCCAACCAAAGGACCAAACUUUCUUAAUGAAUGUUUGUGUCAAUUCCCCAAAUUCUGUCUUCUUGUCGGAGAGGGAAGACGAGGAAUUGGUGUCUCUGUUCUCUAAGGAGAACAAAAAUGAGUUUCUUCGUAACACUCUCUCACACAAUCCCUCUUUAGCAGCCGCUCGCUCCAAGGCUGUGGCCUGGAUUCUGAAGGUCAAUGCCCAUUACUCUUUCACUGCACUCACCGCCGUUUUGGCCGUUGAUUAUGUCGAUAGGUUUCUCUCCAGCCCCCAUUUUCAGAUUGACAAGCCAUGGAUGGCCCAUCUCACCGCCAUUGCUUGUUUAUCUCUCGCUGCUAAAGUGGAGGAAACCCGCGUGCCCCUUCUUUUAGACCUCCAGGUGGAAGAAAAUGAGUACUACUUUGAAGCUAAAACUAUUAGAAAAAUGGAGAUUCUCGUUCUUUCUACGCUUGUUUGGAGAAUGAAUCCAGUGAACCCACAUUCCUUUCUGGAUUAUAUCGUAAGACGGCUCGGGUUCAGGGACAAGCUCUGUUCUGAAUUCCUCUGUAGAUGUGAACGAUUACUUCUCUCUGUCAUCUUAGAUUCUAGAUUUGUAUGUUUUCUUCCAUCAGUCAUAGCAAGCGCCAUUAUUUUUCAAGUUAUCAACGACAUAGAACCAAAUGCCGCCGCCAAAUGCCACGAUCAGCUUCUGGGUAUUCUUCAAAUCGACAAGGAUAAGGUGGAGGACUGUUCGAGAUUCAUCUUAGAAGCAUCAUCGAAAGAACGACACAGAAAGGACUGUAAGAAUAAACGAAGAUUCAGUUUAAUGGAUGGUCAGAAUCGGAAUGUCGACUGUGCUGUGUCCUCGCCGAAGACAUCAACCAAGAAGAGAAAAAAUUGAUGAACAGCGUCCUUGGAGGCUCAAAUUUACGACAACCGCAGAAUUUUCUUUACAUUGUUUCAUCCUUCGCUUCAUUUAAUUAAGGCUUCUUAUAGCUACUUGUACUUUUUUGUUUCUCUAGUACAACAAAAGCGUACGCUUAAUAAUUAAUAUAUAAUUUCUUCUAGUAUC